AUGGCAAUCAGAACUCUGUCGGCCAAAAGCGCUGCAGCGCUCGACCAAGAACUCAUGUCGACUGGCGCGUUCUCUAUUGAUCAGCUGAUGGAGCUUGCCGGACUCUCGGUAUCGCAAGCUGUGUUCAAAUUACAGCCUCUAAGCGAAGGCAAGCGCAUCCUGGUCGCAUGUGGUCCUGGCAAUAACGGCGGCGAUGGCCUCGUCGCAGCUCGCCAUCUAUUUCACUACGGUUACCAACCCACCAUUUACUACCCCAAACAAAGUAAAAACGAGCUCUACCAGCGGCUCAAGAAACAAUUGGAAGACCUUAAAGUGCCAUUCACCGAAGAUUUCACUGGCGCGCUGAAACAAACUGAUCACAUUGUCGACGCCAUCUUUGGAUUCAGCUUUUCGGGAGAAGUGCGUGAACCCUUUCCAAAGGUUAUCGAGGCACUCGCAUCUACCUCUGUUCCUGUGCUAUCGGUUGAUGCGCCGUCAUCUUGGGACAUUGAAGAGGGCCCUCGAGACUCGGGACCAGGCAAGGGCUUCAUGCCGCCAGCACUCAUCAGCUUAACAGCACCCAAGCCGCUUAUCAAGAAGUUCUCUGGUCGUCAUUUUCUUGGCGGUAGGUUUCUGAGCCCAGAGAUGGCAGAGAAGUACAAUCUUGAUAUACCCAAAUAUGAAGGCUUGGACCAAGUGGUUGAGAUGGCUGUGGACGGCGGCAAGCUGUAA
This is a messenger RNA of Bipolaris zeicola 26-R-13, 711 nucleotides long. RefSeq lists its product as uncharacterized. Gene Ontology annotation, cellular component: mitochondrion. The coding region runs from base 1 to 711 and encodes 236 amino acids. Lineage: Eukaryota; Fungi; Ascomycota; Dothideomycetes; Pleosporales; Pleosporaceae. The record is from RefSeq and is a predicted model, not a curated record. The transcript has 4 exons. Gene Ontology annotation, molecular function: NAD(P)HX epimerase activity.